Glycine soja is the source of this 860-nucleotide messenger RNA. RefSeq lists its product as uncharacterized. Lineage: Eukaryota; Viridiplantae; Streptophyta; Magnoliopsida; Fabales; Fabaceae. The coding region runs from base 26 to 607 and encodes 193 amino acids. The transcript has a single exon. The record is from RefSeq and is a predicted model, not a curated record.
ACCAACAUUUGCAAAAUAAUGCAAAAUGGAAACCCUACGAAGACAUUUCUCAAAGAAAAAAAAGUACACAUAUUGUGUUAUUGGCCGGGUCAAGCACAAUGGCUAUUGCAAGAAGCACCCCAAACACCACCAAUCACCCGGUGUGUGUUCUCUUUGUUUAAGGGAAAAGCUUUCUCAACUAUCUUCUUCUUCUUCUGACUCACAUAGAAGAAUCUCAUCUAUUUGUUCUUCUAGUUCUUCUUCUUUGUCAUCAUCAUCUUGUUACUCCUCAGCUUCAGCCUCUUCUUCAUGUGCUUCUCCAAUGCAAUGUUUCUGUUUCACUACUACCGAGGGGAAGAGUAGUUCUUCUGCGGUCUCGAUUUUCCUGCUGAGUGGUAACAAUGGAAUCAUAAAGGGUAGGUGUAGGCCAUUGGAUAUUGUUCCAAGAAGAAGAGAUUGUGAAGGUGGUGGUGUUGAUCAUCAUGGUCAUGAUAAGAGUGCCAACAAAAGUGGAUUUUGGUUCAAGUUGCUUCAUCCUAAAAGCAAGAGAAUGAAGGAAUGUUAUAGGGAGGACAAUAAGCAGCUUGUUCGUGCUAUGUCUAUAGAAAUAAGAGAAACAAUGGCUUAAUUUUUUUGAAAGAGAUUAAUUGGUCUUGAGAAAAGUAAUCAAGUAUUACGUUUAUUUCUUUUAGUUUUAUUUCCCACCUUUAAAGUUCAUUGGUGGAUCAUAGUGUUUGACUCCUAGGUUUUGUUAUUUAUUUCCAUUUUCUUUUCUACGAACAUGAAGAAAAAUUGAGAUCUUGAUUUGGAUUACAUGCAUGUGUACUAAUGUACUAUUCUGUAUAUAAAUUGAUGUACAUUUUUUGGAUCGUACGUGAAAA